AUGAUAUUUCGACUACUACAGGUCUCCCCAAGAUAUGGAUCCAAAUGGUAUAAUUUCAGAAGCCUUCUGACACAUAUCCAACCCAAAAAUGACCUCCUGCCAACAAUAUUUGCCCUUUCUACAAAAUUAGGAAAAUCAGCCAUCGCAGUCAUCAGGAUUUCCGGUCCUCAAUCACAAUAUAUUUAUCAUCAACUUACAAAAUCUACUAACCCUCCAAAGAAUCGUUUUGCAAGUGUUAGAAAACUUUAUUCUUCAUCUACUACCACCCAAUUAUUAGAUGAAGCUUUGACGAUUUAUUUACCUGGACCUAAAACAUACACGGGACAAGAUUUAUUAGAAUUACAUCUUCAUGGAGGUAUAGCUAUCAUUAGAUCUGUGUUAGAAGCAAUCAAACAAUUACAUGAUCCAAAUAAUGGAGUAAUCAUUAGACAAGCUGAACCAGGAGAAUUCUCAAGACAAGCUUUCUUAAAUGGUAGAUUUGAUUUAACAGAAUUAGAAGGUAUAAGUGAAAUGAUAAAUGCUGAAACUGAAUCUCAAAGGAUCGCAACAUUAGCUUCAAUGACUGGGAAAACAAAGGGUGAAUUUUUAAAAUGGAGGCAAGAUAUCUUGAAUAAUAUAGCUAAUUUGACCACGAUAAUUGAUUUUGGAGAAGAUCAAGAUUUAGAAGAAACUUUACAUUUAUUAGAUGAUGUUGGUCAACAUAUAAUGAUUGUUGAAACUGAAAUUAAACAAUAUCUUGAAAAAGUUAAAUCAUCAGAAGUGUUACUUCGAGGAAUCCAAUUGGCAUUACUUGGACCUCCAAAUGCUGGGAAAUCUUCAAUUUUGAAUAUCUUGGCAAAUAAAGAAGCAGCAAUCGUUAGCGAAAUUGCCGGAACCACUCGUGAUGUUAUAGACAUCCCACUCGAAAUUGGAGGAUAUAAAGUAGUAUUGGGUGAUACUGCAGGUAUCCGUCUGAUCAACUUGGCUGAUCAAAUUGAACAAGAAGGAAUCAAACGUGCAAAGGCUAAAUCCUUAAAUUGUGAAUUUGUAGUAGUUGUGAUUGAUCCAAUUGCUCAUUCCGAUUUAAGUGAAUUGAAAGAUCAUUUACACUUGUUAUUACAAGCCAAUAAGUCAAUGUUGAUUGUUUUAAACAAAGAAGAUCUUUAUCCGGGAAUUAAACAUAGAUUAAUUGAAGAAUAUUCUGAAAAACUAGACGUACCUACAAAUCUUUUCAGAGUGGUUUCAUGUUCUACUGGAUCGGGGAUUUCUGAACUUCGAAAUUCCUUAAUUCAUGAGUUUAAAGUUAUUACUCAAUCGGAAACUUCUGACCCUAUUAUCGUGUCUUCUAGAAUUCAGGAUUUAUUGGAAAAUGAUGUCUUAUACGGAUUUCAACAAUUUUAUCAUUGGAAGGAUCAAGAUGAUGUAGUAUUGGCGGCAGAAAGUUUACGACAAUCUGUUGAAGGAAUAGGCAAAAUUACAGGUCAAGCUAUAGGAAUAGAAGAAAUCUUAGGAGUCGUGUUUUCAAACUUUUGCAUUGGUAAAUAA
Molecule: messenger RNA, 1524 nt
Organism: Hemisphaericaspora subhashii
Lineage: Eukaryota; Fungi; Ascomycota; Pichiomycetes; Serinales; Debaryomycetaceae
Exons: 1
Coding region: 1-1524 (507 amino acids)
Biological process (GO): tRNA methylation; tRNA wobble uridine modification
Cellular component (GO): mitochondrion; cytoplasm
Molecular function (GO): GTP binding; protein binding; GTPase activity
Source: RefSeq, a predicted model, not a curated record